UGCUGCGGAGUCAUGUGACCCGAGUAACAUGGCCGCUGCCCCGUGAGCGCUGCUGGUGCUGGCGGGAGCAAGUCGCCUGAGCUGUUAGGCGGCCAGGGUCCGGUGUGCUGAAGCAGGGUCUGGGCCCAGGUUCCAAGGCGCGGCGGCAGAGCGAGGCAGGCGGGCUUGGGGCGGCGUGGUCCAUGAGCCGGCGCCGGGGACAGCGCGGAGCCGCAGACUCCUCUGGCCCCGGCGCGGCCCCGGCAGCCGCGGGCUAGAGUCGCGAAGACCCUCGAGCUGUCACCAUGAACCCUGAGAAGGAUUUCGCGCCGCUCACACCCAACAUCGUGCGCGCCCUCAAUGACAAGCUAUACGAAAAGCGGAAGGUGGCAGCGCUGGAAAUCGAGAAGCUGGUCCGGGAGUUCGUGGCCCAGAACAAUACUGUGCAAAUCAAGCAUGUGAUCCAGACCCUGUCUCAGGAGUUUGCCCUGUCUCAGCACCCCCACAGCCGAAAAGGGGGUCUCAUCGGCCUGGCCGCCUGCUCCAUCGCACUGGGCAAGGACUCAGGGCUCUACCUGAAAGAACUGAUUGAGCCAGUGCUGACCUGCUUCAAUGAUGCAGACAGCAGGCUACGCUACUAUGCCUGCGAGGCACUCUACAACAUUGUCAAGGUAGCCCGCGGCGCCGUGCUGCCCCACUUCAACGUUCUCUUUGACGGGCUGAGCAAGCUGGCUGCUGACCCAGACCCAAAUGUGAAAAGUGGAUCUGAGCUCCUAGACCGCCUUUUAAAGGACAUUGUGACUGAGAGCAACAAGUUUGACCUGGUGGGCUUCAUCCCCUUGUUGCGGGAGAGGAUUUACUCCAACAACCAGUAUGCCCGGCAGUUCAUCAUCUCUUGGAUCCUGGUUCUGGAGUCUGUGCCAGACAUUAACCUGCUGGAUUACCUGCCAGAGAUCCUGGACGGACUCUUCCAGAUCCUGGGCGACAAUGGCAAAGAGAUUCGGAAAAUGUGUGAGGUAGUUCUUGGGGAAUUCUUGAAAGAAAUUAAGAAGAACCCCUCCAGUGUAAAGUUUGCUGAAAUGGCCAACAUCCUGGUGAUCCACUGCCAGACGACAGAUGACCUCAUCCAGCUGACAGCCAUGUGCUGGAUGCGGGAGUUCAUCCAGCUGGCUGGCCGCGUGAUGCUGCCUUAUUCCUCUGGGAUCCUGACUGCUGUCUUGCCCUGCCUGGCCUACGAUGACCGUAAAAAAAGCAUCAAGGAGGUGGCCAACGUGUGCAACCAGAGCCUGAUGAAGCUGGUCACCCCUGAGGACGAUGAGCCAGAUGAGCUGAAGCCAGUGGUGCAGAGACAGACUGAACCCAACCCGGAUGACUCCCUAGGAAAGCAGGAGGGGGCAGCCAGUGGAGGUCCAGAUGGUUCUUGUGACUCCAGCUUCAGUAGUGGCAUCAGUGUCUUCACUCCAGCCAGCACUGAAAGAGCCCCAGUGACCCUUCAUCUCGACGGGAUUGUGCAGGUCCUGAACUGCCACCUUAGUGACAUGGCCAUCGGGAUGAUGACCAGGAUUGCUGUUCUGAAGUGGCUCUACCACCUCUAUAUCAAAACUCCUCGGAAGAUGUUCCGACACACGGACAGCCUCUUCCCCAUCCUACUCCAGACGUUAUCGGAUGAAUCUGAUGAGGUUAUCCUGAAGGAUCUGGAGGUGUUGGCAGAAAUUGCUUCCUCCCCUGCAGGCCAGACAGAUGACCCUGGACCUCUCGAUGGCCCCGACCUCCGGAUCAGCCACUCAGAGCUCCAGGUGCCCACCCCUAGCAGAAUCGGCUUGCUGAACAGCCCUGGUACCAAAGGCUUAGAAUGUUCUCCUUCCACUCCCACCAUGAACUCCUACUUCUAUAAGUUCAUGAUCAACCUUCUCAAGAGGUUCAGCAGUGAACGGAAGCUCCUGGAGGUCAGAGGCCCUUUCAUCAUCAGGCAGCUCUGCCUCCUGCUGAAUGCAGAGAACAUCUUCCACUCGAUGGCAGACAUCCUGCUCCGGGAGGAGGACCUCAAGUUCGCUUCGACCAUGGUCCAUGCCCUCAACACCAUCCUGCUCACCUCCACAGAACUCUUCCAGCUGAGGAACCAGCUCAAGGACCUAAAGACUCUGGAGAGCCAGAACCUGUUCUGCUGCCUGUAUCGCUCCUGGUGCCACAAUCCAGUCACCACAGUGUCCCUCUGCUUCCUUACCCAGAACUACCAGCAUGCCUAUGACCUCAUCCAGAAGUUCGGGGACCUGGAGGUCACCGUGGACUUCCUCACAGAGGUGGACAAGCUGGUGCAGCUGAUCGAGUGCCCCAUCUUCACAUAUCUGCGCCUACAGCUGCUGGACGUGAAGAACAACCCCUACCUGAUCAAGGCCCUCUACGGCCUGCUCAUGCUGCUACCCCAGAGCAGUGCCUUCCAGCUGCUCUCGCACCGGCUCCAGUGCGUGCCCAACCCCGAGCUGCUGCAGACCGAAGACAGCAUGAAGGCGGCCCCCAACUCCCAGAAAGCCGACUCGCCCUGCAUCGACUACGCAGAGCUACUGCAGCACUUUGAGAAGGUCCAGAAUAAGCACCUGGAAGUGAGGCACCAGCGGAGUGGGCGUGGGGACCACCCGGACCGGAGGGUUGUCCUCUGACAGGCCUGGCACAGAGGAGAACCCAACAAGUGGUCCCAUGAAGCACUCAGGGUCUUCAGGCCCUCCCCAGGAGCCUGAGGACCUGCCUCUCAGGGCCAGGACUGGGCCUGACCACCAGCCCAGGGCAACAUGGGAGGCCAGGGGCUGCUGUGUCUACCCAGUCUGAGCCCAGUCCCUGGAGCCCUUGCGCUGUCAGCUGCACCCUGGCGUUGAGGCAGAGCUGGCUGCCCACCCAGCUUCGGAUACCACCCAUCCUCUGGAAUCAGUCUCUUGGAAAAAGAGCGUGACCUCCCUAGCCUACACAAGAGCUCUGGCCUUGUAUGCAUGUUUGUAUGCAUACAGAACAUGUGUGUACGUGUGUGUAUACUUUAUGCACAUAGGGGCCAGCACAGAGAUCUCUACUGAAUGAUCCCCCCUUCAAUAAAGAAAGAACAGAAACCCUCAA
Carlito syrichta (Philippine tarsier) is the source of this 3081-nucleotide messenger RNA. RefSeq names its product Vac14, PIKFYVE complex component (gene VAC14). Gene Ontology annotation, cellular component: PAS complex; endosome membrane. The transcript has 19 exons. Gene Ontology annotation, biological process: positive regulation of kinase activity; phosphatidylinositol biosynthetic process. The record is from RefSeq and is a predicted model, not a curated record. The coding region runs from base 285 to 2636 and encodes 783 amino acids. NCBI's taxonomy places the organism in Eukaryota, Metazoa, Chordata, Mammalia, Primates, Tarsiidae.